This is a messenger RNA of Saccharomycopsis crataegensis, 1368 nucleotides long. Its product is annotated as LETM1/MDM38 family protein. Gene Ontology annotation, cellular component: mitochondrial inner membrane. The record is from RefSeq and is a predicted model, not a curated record. The transcript has a single exon. Gene Ontology annotation, biological process: intracellular monoatomic cation homeostasis. Gene Ontology annotation, molecular function: ribosome binding. The coding region runs from base 1 to 1368 and encodes 455 amino acids. NCBI's taxonomy places the organism in Eukaryota, Fungi, Ascomycota, Saccharomycetes, Ascoideales, Saccharomycopsidaceae.
AUGGCAGUAAGACUCAUAUUACCUGCUCUUGUGCGGUCCCAAAUCCGUCAUGGAUCUGCUAACAGCAGCAUUAUACCCUUGAUUUCUCGUUCCCGUUUGAAUCAUCUCCAUCACAGAAACACCUACCAACUCCAUCCACUCUCAGCCCAGUCUAGAAGACACAACUCUUCCAAAACCACUCCUGAAAACGGAAAAACUAACGAGGACAAGUCGUCAGCUACUGCCACCCCGGCUCCCACCGAAGUGGCCAAACCUUCGCUUUGGGACAAAGUCAAGCACGAAGCUAAACAUUACUGGGAUGGUACCAAAUUGCUUGGUCUUGAAAUUAAGAUUUCUUCCAGAUUGUUGAUCAAGUUGUUGACCGGUUACGAGCUUACCCGUCGUGAAUUCAACCAGUUGAAGCGUACCACCUCUGAUUUGGUCCGUGUCGUUCCAUUUGCCAUGUUCGUGAUUAUCCCAUUUGCUGAAUUAUUACUCCCAAUUGCCUUAAAGCUUUUCCCAAACAUGUUGCCUUCAACUUACGAAUCAACUGCUGACAAGGAAAAGAAAUUGAAAUUGUUGCGUAAGACCAGAAAAACUGUUUCCGAUAUUUUGAUUGAAUCGGUCGAUAAGACCGGUGUUAGAUUACCUGCAUCUUUUACUCCAGUUCAAAAGGCACAAUUCCAAGAAUUUUUCACCAAGAUCAAGUCUGCUACCGAUAGACCAACCCGUGAUGAAUUGUUGAACGUUGCUAGAACUUUCAAGGAAGACAUGGUUUUGGAUAACUUGUCCAAACCACAAUUGGUGGCCAUGGCUAAAUAUAUCAACUUGAAGCCAUUUGGUACUGACCAAAUGUUGCGUUACCGUAUCCGUUACCAAAUGUUGCAAAUCAAGGCCGAUGAUAAAGCCAUUGACUUUGAAGGGGUAGAAGCUCUUACCGUUCCGGAGUUACAAUUUGCAUGUGCUUCCCGUGGUAUCAAGAACCAUGGGGUUGCUCCAACAAGAUUGAGAGAUGAUUUGCAAAUCUGGUUAAACUUGAGAUUACGUGAAAAGAUUCCAUCCACUUUAUUGUUAUUAUCCAACGCUUAUACCUAUGGUGAAUUGAGUUCCGUUAGUAACUUGUAUGACGCUUUGGAAACUGUGUUAAGUAGUAUUCCAAAUGAAUUGAUCCACGAAGCUCAAAUCGAUAUUGCACCAAGAAAAGAAGUCAGUAAUACUGAAAGAUUGAAUGUGAUUAAGGAACAAGAAGAAUUAAUCAAGUCUGAAAUUCAACAAGAAAAGGACAGUGGUCUGAUUAUUCAAGUUAAAGAUACUUUGAAAUUGGAUGAAGUUCCUCCUCAACCAUCUCCAGAAGCUAAGGAAGAAGUAAAAAAAGAAAAAAAUGCCUGA